AUGCGCUGCGUCCCGUCAUUUCAGACCGCCUACCUUCGCCCUAUUCGACACCUCUGUCUUCCACGCCGUUACAUUGCUGGAACACACGCACGCUUCGUAGCCACCGCAGCGGGUGCUACGACAGCGUCGCAGCUGACUGAGCCACGCACGCUCUACCCCAACGCCGGGAAUAGUCGCCCUGGCGCUCAAACCCAGACGGACGUUAUCGAGGAGGCAAAGUCCGUGACCAGCACAAAUGCGAACACCUCUACCUCUACCAGCGCCACCGAUUCCACGACCCAAGCCACGCCUCUCUCUGCCCCUUCGCCAUCGACGGCGGCUCAGCAGUCGGCGUGGACGGUGGAGCAGGUGUAUGCUAUUCUGCGGCGGUAUAAGUCCUUUUGCGACCGCACUUUCCUCCUCUUCCCCUCGUCGCCGAGUACGGGACUUGUGACAUCCCCCCUGCCUGGAGCUGUGGAGACAACCGUCGAGGACUCUGACACUGUGGCCCAGAGCCCCCAUCGCGCGUCCACUCGCCGCGACCCCCGCGUGAGUGCAGCGGCGGUACGAGAGAUUCGAGUGCUUCUGGACUGCCUCUCGCAAGACCCUCAGCGACUCGGUGCGCUUGACGAAAAGCAGCGCCGCCGUCUCGUAACGGAGGUGUGCUGUCUUGGGUAUGCCGUAGGCCUUUAUAGUCGUUGCUGCGCACUCUAUGCGGACACAGUACUACUUGCAUGCGGCAUCAGUGGCGGUGGUCAUGACAGACAGCCGGCCGCACUGCCUGAGUCCGCUCUCUCCCACGAGCCCGCCCUCCGAUCUGCAGAAACGCCGUUGACCACCACAGCUGCCGGGGUUCCCUCUUUCAUUCCUGACUUUAUUAUCGACGCCGCUGGUAAAUCGGCUGACCUGACGACGCUGUAUCUGUGCGUCCCCCACGACGCACACGCGUCGACGACAGAGGUGAGCGCCACAGUUUCCUCGAGCUCGCUCACAGCACUGCAUGUGUAUAUGCAGUGCGUGCGUGUUCUUCUCAGUCACGGCUGGGGAGGUUGUCUGACGUCAAGAGCGACAGAUACUGGCAUGUGCACCACCGAGUCAGACGGAGGGGUGUCAAGUGAGAGUCGUGAUGCUGAAAGUAUUCCAACGGACUCAGUCAUCAACGCCACCGCAGUAACACACAAUGCGCCAACUGCUGCGGCGGUCGUUGCCUCACGAACGACAACGGCCUUCUCGACCAUCGCGCCUGCGGAGGCCUCUGGAAAGCAGCGCUGGGUUGGUUUGGCUUUGACGGUGCUACGUCACCUCCGCAUCAAGGACGCCGAUGCAGCCGACUUUCUCCGCACGUCUCUACGGAGAGCGACCUACCGCUACGCGGACACAGGCGGGGACUGGGCCGCCGCCCAAUCAUCUGUCUACGCCCAGAUAUUCCGUUACUGGCUCCAAGAGGAGGAAAUAGUGGCGAACACCCCCUUGGCUCGCCAACGACCGCCACAACGAAACAGCGAAGUUGAUCGCGAGGCGGGCAGAGAUCACCUGCGCGUAUCCGCUCCUGUGCUGCUCACUGUUCCCGCUCUCCUGACGCUGCUGCGCACCGCUGUGGUGGCUCGCCAGCACGACAUCGCGGAGUGGGCUACGCUGUGCGUUGAUGCGUGCCUAGAGGAGUGGACACACGCUUCAAAGGUGGCCGCUGCAGACGCGGGCAAAGACAGGCAAAAUGGUAGCUGCAGCCCCGUUGCACAUCGCAUAGCUGCUCCAUUGUCUCCCAUGGACAUUCCCUCUGCGCAGUCGCUGCCACAGCUCGACACGCUUCUCUCCUGGUACCUUCGGUAUCUUCAGCAGUCGGGUCAGCGCCCCCGCGCUGUUCGCUGGCUUUCCCGUCUUCGUCGACGCCAAUCCACCGUGCCGAUCCUCUCUAGUGCGCUGGCGACACUGUCUGUUGCUCGCGAGGCAGCCCGGCUUGCCAGCGAUGAGCUCGAUGCCGAACUAGCGAUGUGGUGCCUGCAGCUCUGUCUGGGCGACACGACACCCGCCCUCACUCCUGGGCAUGACGACAUUUUUCAGUGCCUGUGCGCCUACGCCCGCUGCGGACUGCCAAACUUUGAUAUGGUGUUGCAGUCCUUGCGCAAGAACGAGCUGCUUGCCCCGACACCGGAGGAGGUACUCUUUCUGCGCCUCCUGCACGCCCGCCGCUCCGUCAGCUGGCGCACCGAGUGGGAGCACUGCAUGGCUCCGUACAUCGCGGAGGAGGAGGAGGUCCAGGACUCGGAUAGAGACGGGGCCGACGUAAAGGUCACCGGUGAAGCCCAAGGCAGCGCCCCCACUACCAGGCAGCCUUCGUUACGGAUCGUCCGACUGCGGAUGCUCGAACCAGUGCCGCAAUCACGCGAAGGCGUACCGUCAAGCUCGCUUAUGCAUCCAGGCAUGGAGGAAGCAUUGGAGGAGCGUGGCGGCGGUUGUGUGUCAUCGAGUGAGCUGCAGGCGUUCUCUGCGCACCAUCCUAGGGUGUUCUCCUCUCGAGUCAUCUAUCAGCUCCUUCUGAUCCUGCAGGAAGGUGAGCAUACUGCCUUCAUGUCCUAUUAUCGCACCCUCCUGUUCACCUUCAGCGAGCACGUCACUCCGCAAGAUCGCGCGCGGUGGGUGGUGCUGGCGCUCAUGUGGGCCAUCCAGCACCACGGCAGGGCGCGGAGCGAGGAUGUGGUGUAUAUUGCGCGAGAAGUGGAGCAGCUUACACAGCUGCAGCAGACGCACACGAACACUGCCACAGCGUCGUCUCUCCCUCUCUCCCCUGAGCUCUGGCACAGCCUCAAUCGAAAGUGGACGACGCUCUAUCAGCAAUACCCCCCGUCCCUGUGGCUCCGUGCCGCAACAGCGGAGACACACACUGGAGGUGACAUUUGCCACGGUGCUCCAUCGCGGCGACUCUUAUGCACACCUAGCGCAGCCGUCUUGUCGACAACGCCUGUGUUCACCCGCUUUGCGAAACGGCGGCAUCUCUUACCAUCAUCCGUGAUCUCCGCAACAGUGCUGCUGCGCACGUCUCGACGCAUCAGCACCGAAGUGGCGGCUGUGGGAACGUACUCUAACGGUGAGGAGUCCGUGACGCACUGGCCCCCAACGGGAGAUGCGGAUUUUGAGUCGUGGGUAGACUACAUGGAGGCUGUGCGUCGGUUCUAG
This is a messenger RNA of Leishmania braziliensis MHOM/BR/75/M2904, 3153 nucleotides long. RefSeq lists its product as hypothetical. The coding region runs from base 1 to 3153 and encodes 1050 amino acids. The transcript has a single exon. NCBI's taxonomy places the organism in Eukaryota, Euglenozoa, Kinetoplastea, Trypanosomatida, Trypanosomatidae. The record is from RefSeq and is a predicted model, not a curated record.